Messenger RNA from Melanotaenia boesemani (Boeseman's rainbowfish), 2925 nucleotides. Its product is annotated as adhesion G-protein coupled receptor G2-like. Gene Ontology annotation, cellular component: membrane. The transcript has 13 exons. Gene Ontology annotation, biological process: adenylate cyclase-activating G protein-coupled receptor signaling pathway; cell surface receptor signaling pathway. NCBI's taxonomy places the organism in Eukaryota, Metazoa, Chordata, Actinopteri, Atheriniformes, Melanotaeniidae. Gene Ontology annotation, molecular function: G protein-coupled receptor activity. Bases 55 to 1545 code for a protein of 496 amino acids. The record is from RefSeq and is a predicted model, not a curated record.
UCUGGAUACUUUUUCAUAUAAAACAGUAGCAAGAAGUCAAGUUAAAUUCUAAGGAUGAAGUUCUGGAUCCUCUGGUGGCUGCUCCCAGCUUUCAUCUUUCAUGGAGAAGCUCUUGGACAUAAAUGUGGAAAAGACCUAAAGAAAGUUUCCAUUAUGGGGCCGCGUGAAAACAUUACCAGAGGCCUUCAGGACAUGGAAGAUCUUUUGGACACAGCCAAUGUGUCCACACUUUUUAAGGGUGGCAACUAUAUGGCCAAGGUGUUCAACAUCACGCCUUCCUCUGAUUACUUUGACAUUUAUGCAAAUGAAGAUCAGAUAACAACAAGUCCUGGUCUCUCCAACCUGAUGGUGAUGGCUCGUCUGCCGAAGGAGACUUUAACUGGACAAUUUCACCAAAUUGCAUUUUGUUCAUUUGACCUACCAAACAGGACAUUUUUCUCAGAAAAUCUGUAUGAAGGCAGACUGAUUGGCAUGAAGGUGGCUGGCCGGCAACUGUCUGGACUACAGCAACGAAUCAACAUCACCAUCUAUAAUUUCACAAUCUCUAAUGAGUUGUGGAAUCCCCAGUGUGUGUUCUUAAAUUAUUCAACCCAAGCAUUCAGCCGUGAAGGCUGUGAGACCCUGUGGGAACCUGGUUGGAGUAACAUCACCUGUUCCUGUAACCAUCUCACAAUCUUUGCUGUGCUUUUGGUAUCUACUUCUUUACUUUCAGUUGAGGACCAGCAGAUCCUGAAAUACAUCAGUCUUGUGGGAUGUAGUCUUUCUCUGGUUACUAUGAUCAUCGCUGUUCUGAUUUUCAUCACAAAUAAACAAAUCAGAGCAGAUGACACUAAGAAGGUGCACAUCAGCCUUGUAAUUGCUCUGAUCCUCCUCAACGUACACUUCCUAUCCACUGAGACAGCUGCAAAAACCUCCUCCACUGAACUUUGUUUCUACGUGGCUAUUUCUCUUCACUACUACCUGUUGGCCACUUUCAGCUGGAUGCUGUUGGAGGGGUUCCACCUCUACCUUCUUGUAGUCAAAGUCUUCAACAUCUAUAUCAAGAGAUACAUGCUUAAAGCCAGUGUGGUGGGCUGGGGUGUUCCUGCUGUCAUUGUGUCAGUGGUUGUGAUCAUAGACACAGGGGCAUAUGGUCAUGUUGCUCUGGACUUGUCUAACCCCAACAGCACUAAAAUAUGCUACAUAACCAAAAACACAGUAAAGUGGGUGUCAACAUUGGGAGUGUUUUGCUUGGUGUUCUUUUUCAACAUGAUCAUAUUCGUGGUGAUAGUCAAAUGGGUUUUGUCCAGCCAGUCUAGCAACCAGGCUGGGCAGAGUGAUCGUGACAAAGCCAAGCGAAACCUUUGCACCCUACUGUCAAUCAUGAUUCUGCUCGGCGUUACCUGGGGCCUGAUCUUCUUCUCUUUUGGCGAUCUGCGCACACCUGGCCUCUACAUCUUCUGCAUUAUGAACCCGUUGCAAGGUGUCUUCAUCUUCCUGUACUUUGUGUUGUCUUGGAAAAGGAUCAAAGAUUCAACUAAAACUUCCACACAGAGCACCAGCUAAAUCUAAAUACAAUUAUCUUUAAAAAAAAUGUUUGCUGUGAAUAAAACUAUGCUGUGCUUACAGUGAAAAAACAGUAGUAGUACUAUUAUCAUACUAGCUUGGACACUUUCCAUGUUGUUGUAUUUAUGACAAAGAAAAGGCAGGACAGAAUAAACAUGGGCAUCUCAUUUAGGUAAUGAACACAUCUACUGCCACUGGACUGUCCAGUGGUGAAAGGAAAAAUAGAAAAAGAACUACAGUAGAAAGUACGUUGUUUUAUCACAUUUUCAGCAUUUGGUCCAGAGCUGAUCUUUUUUCUUUGUUUUUUACUGCUCUUAAAUGAGAGUGCAAAGUGAGGCUUUUCAUGCUGUGGGUCACGUAUUCAGUUUGGUGCAGCUCUGUGAAUCUGUUACACACUGUGUUGUUUUUUUAUUUCCUGCAUGUAACAUUGUCAUUAUGUGAAAAUGGCAAUGUGAAAAAAAAAUUGUUUUAAUGUACUACUUUUUUUCUGGACUUGUUCAGUCAUUUUCAGGGCGGAUGGUCUCCACCUAAAUUCACUAGGGAACCGGUAUUUAACUUACAACAUCAUCCAUGCUGUUCAGACUCAUAAACAAAAUUGACUUGAAACCCCCUCUGCUCCCACUUCAUCCCCCCCCCCCCCCCCCCCCCCCCCUCAUUGGUACCCCCUCAACCCAGUUCCCCAUGCAGCCCUUUUCAACACAGGAUCACUGUCAUCACCAACCUGCACCCCUACAGGCACUUCAUCCCUAGAGAACCUUCUCCUCCCGGCCUUAUCACCAUUCCUCUCUGUCCCUCAUCAUCCCCUGCUCCCCGCUCCACCCCAAUAAGCUCUGGUCUUUUAAAUAUCAGAUCCAUCAACAACAAAACAUUGAUUUGCCACGAUUUUAUUACUAGCAAUUACUUGGAGUUUUUGAUUUUAACAGAGACAUGGCUAACUCAAGGAGACUGCACACCACUCAUUGAAGCAGCCCCCCCUGACUUCUCAUUCCUUCAUCAACCAAGACUGUCCGGAAAAGGAGGGGGGUUGCUGCCAUUUUUAAGAGCAACUUUAAAUGUACUCCUGGUCCCUACAACCAUUUUAUCUCAUUUGAGCAUCUGUGUUUUUUCAUAUCAUGUAAAGAGCCUGUGUUUGUUUUAGUUAUUUAUAGACCCCCAAAACCCAAUAAUGCUUUUAUUCAAGAAUUCUUUGAUCUGUUAUCCCAGUGUAUGGCCCUCUACGACAAAGUGUUGAUUCUUGGUGAUUUUAAUAUUCACGUCUGUUGCCCUUCUAUCUCUUUUACACACACAACAUACAAGCAUCCCUGUCUCACACCCCAGCACCUCCCCCUAUAAUCCCCCGAAUCCCACUCAGCCCUCCUUCAAACCCCUACACCCCCCCUG